AUGACUCCUCCAACCCCUAGUAAUACCCAGAACUUAACCACGAAUGACGCACUAGCCUAUUUGAAGGCUGUCAAAGAUGCAUUUCAGGAUAAGAAGGAGAAAUAUGAAGAGUUUCUUGAAGUCAUGAAGGGCUUUAAGAGCCAUAGGAUUGAUACUAGCGGAGUGAUUUUAAGAGUGAAAGAACUUUUCAUAGGGCAUCGUGAUCUUCUCCUAGGUUUCAACACCUUCUUGCCUAAUGGGUACCAGAUCAAGCUUCUCGAGGAAAACAAGCCUGUUCAAUUUGAGGAAGCUAUUAGCUUUGUAAACAAAAUGAAGAGCCGAUUCAAGAAUAAAGAAAAUGUAUACAAAGCUGUCAUAGAUAUUCUAAAUAUGUAUCAAUGGGAGAACAAGUCCAUUACAGAUGUUUAUCAAGAGGUUGCAGUUCUUUUUCAGAGUCAUCAUGAUUUGCUUGAGGAAUUUACAAAAUUUUUGCCCAAUUCCUCAAAGGAAAGGACACAUAGUUUACGCUUGGAGUGCGACUGUAGCAUUGAUAGUCCUAAUCUGGAUCAUGAACAGAGGCACACUGAGCAGGAAAAUGACAGAAAGCAAGAAAGGGAUAGUCGAAAACGGGAUAGGGAUGAGAAAAACUUUGAGCUUGAUAGUUGUGAGUUAGAGUUAGUCCGUAAAAGGAAAUCUUCUCGUCGUGUUGAUGGCUCUGAACUGGUACACCAAGGAGUAGAAGUUGCUGAAAACCUUGGAAUGUACAACAUGUCUGCUUCAUUUGGAGAUAAGAAUUCUUUGAAGAAAAGGGAUAGUCGAAAACGUGAUAGAGAUGAGAAAGACUUUGAGCAUGAUAGUUGCGAGUUGGAGUUAGCCCGUAAAAGGAAAUCUUCUCGUCAUGUUGAUGGCCCUGAAUUGGUACACCAAGGAGGAGAAGUUGCUGAAAACUUUGGAAUGUACAACAUGUUUGCUUCAUUUGGGGAUAAGAAUUCUUUGAAGAGUAUAUAUGCAGAAGAAUUUACUUUUUGUGAGAAAGUUAAGGAGAAAUUGCACCCGGAUGCCUAUCAGGAGUUUCUUAAGUGCUUGCAUAUAUAUCGCAAGGAGAUUAUUACCAGAACUGAACUGAUGAAUCUGGUUAUUGAUAUCCUUGGAAAACAUUCUGAUAUCAUGGACAAUUUCAACGAGUUUUUGGCCCACUGUGAGAAUAUGGGGCAUGUUGUAUCAUCUCGUGAAAUAAUUAAUCCUAGUUAUCGUAUGUUGUCUCCAAAUCACCCAAUGCCUGCUACAACCCACAGGACUAAGCUUGGUAAUUCAGUACUGAAUGAUACAUGGGUAUCAGUGGCUAGUGAUACUGAAGACUAUUCUUUUAAGAACAUGCCAAAAAAUCCAUACGAGGAAAGUUUAUUUAAAUGCGAGGAUGAUAGGUUUGAGCUUGACAUGUUAAUAGAGUCAGCAAAAUCCACAACUAAGCGAGUUGAGGAAUUGCUGGAGAAAAUGCAGAAUAACACCUUCAACCUAGAAUCUCCAUUUCACAUUGAGGACUACUUUACAGUUCUACAUUUGAGGUGCAUUGAACGAUUGUAUGGAGACCAUGGGUUGGAUGUUAUUGAUGUUUUACGCAAAAAUGCUACUAAUGCAUUACUUAUAAUUUUGACUCGUCUGAAGCAAAAGCAAGAGGAAUGGUCAAAGUGCCGUGCAGAUUUUAAUAAGGUGUGGGCAGAAAUUUAUUCAGAGAACCAUCAAAAAUCACUUGACAAUUGUAGUUUCUCUUUCAAGCAACAUGAUACAGAGAAUUUGAAUGCAAAAGUAUCUUUGAUUUCCGCCGCAACUCAACGGACUAAAAUUAAAGAAAUUAGUGAGAAAAAGAAGGAGGAUGAUGUAAUUCUUGCUAUCGCUGCUGGAAUUGGUGACCUUGAAAGUAAUGGUACUUCUGAUGUUGUUGGAGUUAUGGAAAAUUCCAAUUCAGCUAAAAUUGAUGGCGACAUUGUUCAAGAGCUGGCUACAAGCAAGAUUAGAGCUGCAAAUGUUAAUGUAGUGGUUCUUGGCAAUGAUAUUCAUGAUAAUUAUGUGCUGUCCCUAACCUAUUUGAAGGCUGUCAAAGAUGCAUUUCAGGAUAAGAAGGAGAAAUAUGACGAGUUUCUCGAAGUCAUGCAGGACUUUAAGAGGCAGAGGAUUGAUACUAGCGGAGUGAUUUUGAGAGUGAAAGAACUUUUCAAGGGGCAUCGUGAUCUUCUCCUAGGUUUCUACACCUUCUUUCCUAAUGGGUACCACAUCAAGCUUCCCGAGGAAAAUAAGCCUGUUGAAUUUGAGGAAGCUAUUAGCUUUGUAAACAAAAUGAAGGACCAAUUCCAGAAUGAUGAAAAUGUAUACAAAGCUUUCAUAGAUAUUCUAAAUAUGUAUCGAAGGGAUAAUAAGUCCAUUAAAGAUUUUUAUCAAGACGUUGCGGUUCUUUUUCAGAGUCAUCAUGAUUUGCUUGAGGAAUUUACACAUUUUUUACCCAAUACCUCUGGUACGACUGCUCCUUAACGUCUAUCUUCUAUAAGAUAACUUGUAAGGCUUGAUGAGAGGAGUUCUCUAAUGCCAUUUAUACGGAAUCCUUCAAUGGUACGACACCAACAAAAUAAACUACUGCUGAGCGCUCCUUUUUUUCCUCAAUUUAAUUUUAUUUAGAAUUGAAGAUUUUUUGUAUGUUAGUUUGCUUGCACACAAAGAUCUACGUGGUAGUGGAGGGGAUUGUUUUACUGUUAUUAAGAGCUCUGUUUUUAUUUUUAAAUUAGUCUUAAAUGAUUUGUUUCAAUUUAUUUGCUCCACCUUUAUGAUUCACUUUUUAUUUUUUAUUUUUACAAAAUAGCAUCUUAAAAAAAGACUCAAUAUCUCAUUCCACAAAAUAAUUGAUUUUGGUUUUUAUGCUUUGAUGGUGCCUUUCCCCUCAAUAAGUAUUAGUUGAUUUAAAUUUAAUUUUACAUUUAAAAUUGUUUUGUUUGCAAUAUACAGUUGGCUUUUAAUAUAGCUCUCCUGACAUAAAGGUAACAGAUCCAAGGAUCAUCACUUCAUCUUUAGAUU
This is a messenger RNA of Phalaenopsis equestris, 3042 nucleotides long. RefSeq names its product paired amphipathic helix protein Sin3-like 4. Gene Ontology annotation, biological process: negative regulation of transcription by RNA polymerase II. Gene Ontology annotation, molecular function: transcription corepressor activity. The coding region runs from base 1 to 2505 and encodes 834 amino acids. Lineage: Eukaryota; Viridiplantae; Streptophyta; Magnoliopsida; Asparagales; Orchidaceae. The record is from RefSeq and is a predicted model, not a curated record. The transcript has 18 exons. Gene Ontology annotation, cellular component: chromatin; histone deacetylase complex.